Nerophis lumbriciformis (worm pipefish) is the source of this 3032-nucleotide messenger RNA. RefSeq names its product adapter molecule crk-like. Gene Ontology annotation, cellular component: cytoplasm. The record is from RefSeq and is a predicted model, not a curated record. Gene Ontology annotation, biological process: cell migration; enzyme-linked receptor protein signaling pathway. Lineage: Eukaryota; Metazoa; Chordata; Actinopteri; Syngnathiformes; Syngnathidae. Gene Ontology annotation, molecular function: signaling adaptor activity; receptor tyrosine kinase binding.
CUUUUCCCCCAGAUCCGCCAUUUCAGUCCCGGAGAUUCUUGUUGCACAUUAUUCUGGGAUUCCGGCGUCAUUUAAUGACCAAAAACACUUGUCUAUGAAUGUUUGACUGGGCUACGACAACAUAUAAACCCUCGGCGCCUCGACGUUGUUCGUGAAAAACCGCCUCAAGCCGAUAUAUUACACUUUUUUUUAAUUAUAUAUUCGGGGGUUGGAAAGUCACCGACCCAAAGUUUUUGUAUGAGUUGCGGCUAAGGAGAGGCCUCAAGCCUCGGGCGGGAAUCGUUCAGCCAUGGCGGGUCAUUUUGACGCCGAGGACCGGGGGAGUUGGUUCUGGGGGAGGCUCCGCCGCCAGGAAGCCGUGUCUCUCCUACAAGGGCAGCGGCAUGGCGUGUUCCUGGUGAGGGACUCGAUCACCAGCCAUGGGGACUACGUGCUGUCCGUGUCGGAGAACUCCAAAGUGUCCCAUUACAUCAUCAACAGCAUCGCUAAUAAUAAUCGACUCUCCAACUCAGGUUUGGCUUCUCCACGGUUUCGGAUCGGGGAUCAGGAGUUUGACGCCCUGCCGUCCCUGCUGGAGUUUUACAAGAUCCACUACCUGGACACCACCACCCUCAUAGAACCCAUCAGCAAAUGUAAGAACUCUGCAUUCGUCAGUGCCUCCCCCGCCGGCGCACCUCAGCAGCCCGAGGAGGCGGAGUUUGUCCGGGCGCUCUUUGACUUCUUGGGCAACGACGACGAGGACCUGCCCUUCCGCAAGGGCGACAUCCUGCGCGUGCUGGAAAAGCCAGAGGAGCAGUGGUGGAACGCCGCCAACCAGGAGGGCCGCGCCGGGAUGAUUCCCGUACCCUACGUGGAGAAGUACCGGCCCGCCUCGCCCACCGCCGCUGCCCUGUGUGCCUCUUUUGUAGGGAUGGGACAAGGGGUUGUCGCUGCGGUGGUUAGCGCGGACGAAACGGGGGCCUCGCCAGGCAACGCUCUGGGUGACCCGGGCCAGUACGCCCAGCCCGUGGUCAGCACCCAGCUUCCCAACCUACAGAACGGGCCCGUUUACGCCCGGGCCGUACAGAAAAGAGUGCCCAACGCCUACGACAAGACGGCGCUCGCUCUGGAGGUGGGCGACAUGGUGAAAGUGACCAAGAUCAACGUGAACGGCCAGUGGGAGGGCGAGUGCAAGGGCAAGCGAGGCCACUUCCCCUUCACUCACGUCCGACUGUUGGAACAGCACCACCCCGACGACGAGAGCUGAGAGACGCUUUCACGAGUCGCGGUGGGUUCGGUGGAGAAAGAGCAAAACAGGAAUCUCCGGAAGCACACACAACUACAAAGCAAAUCUACAAGCUAAACUUGUCCUGGACCCCCUGGGGGCCGAGGCAAAGGCAUGUCGAAAGAGUUUAAAUUACAUUUUAUGAUGGACGCCGGACUUGAGCUACUCCAGAAGAGAAAUCAGGAAAAUAUUCAGUCAGUCAAACCCAAAUAAGACAAUAACAUUACUUUUUGUACGUGUUUUUAUUGAUAAGGUAUAUAAUGACUUUUUUCCCUUUGGUUUUUCAGGUUUUUAGUUAGUUUUUUUUUUUUUUUAAUCCCGCGACAUUAAUCCAAAAGUACUGUAGGGAAGGGAUUCAUAUAGCUCCAUUCCUGGGGGAGGGGGGGGUAUUCAUUUUGCAAUGAAGUCUGCUGAAAAUGAUGGAAAGCGCCACUUUACCUAGCAACGGAUGCUGUGGUCAAAGUUGGAAUUGCCACAGAACACGUUUUAAGAUAUUAAACACCCCACUGCCAUCUGGCGGUUGAAGUGGAUAGUUCGUCACGUUUCAUGUGUCAGGUAAACCGCGACGACUGGGGCCGUAUGAAUCCCCUUGCUACUGUAAAUGUUUACACCUUUGGCUUAAAGAUGGGCACAAUAGUUGAUUAAUUGGUCGGAAAGAAUUCCGUUAAUUGUGUGGAAAUGAUUGAUAAGGCAGUUGGAAUGGAGUGCACUGCCUGGCUUUAACCAGCAGGGGCACCAUGGAGCCACCUAAACAGCCUCUCCUUUGGAAAAAUGUUGACUCUUUGCGUCAUAAUGUUUGAAAGUGCAACGUCAACGGACCGCAACCUUGGCGUCUCGAACAUUUUACAAGAAAUUGGUGACUUUCCUUCCAGUUCAAAUGCUAGUUUACGAGUCUGAUGAGCCCAUAUUUGAAGGGCCACACUACAAAAACUAUUUUGGUCCCCCGUGCCAUACUCAUCGUAUUAAAUUGUUGAAACAAACAGCAUUUUUUAAAUUAUUAUUAAGUGUUCGGCCGGACUGCUACUGCAUUAAGACAACAUCUUUUCGACUUGUCCUAAGAGUAGCUAACUUCUUAUGAACUGAAGUCACGGUCUGACCACAACAAAAGUAAAGGUUCUGCUUCGCAAAUGGUUUCAAAACGUCGACAAGUUGGAUUCUGUGUGUAAUGCAGCUGGAACGGGUUUGUCAGCAUGUCUAGCAUUGCUUGCAGUGAAACAUUUGCAUAAGACUACAACUGACUAGCCAGGCUGUGUUGCUUUAAAAUCUUUUCAUUUUUAUUUCAGUGAACGUUGAGCCAAAUUUAUCCCAUCGCACCUUUUUUAAAGGGGAACAUUAUCACCAGACCUAUGUAAGCGUCAAUAUAUACCUUGAUGUUGCAGAAAACAGACCAUAUAUUUUUUUAACCGAUUUCCGAACUCUAAAUGGGUGAAUUUUGGCGAAUUAAACGCCUUUCUAAUAUUCGCUCUCGGAGCGAUGACGUCACAUUGUGACGUCGCAUCGGGAAGCAAUCCGCCAUUUUCUCAAACACCGAGUCAAAUCAGCUCUGUUAUUUUCCGUUUUUUCGACUGUUUUCCGUACCUUGGAGACAUCAAUCAAUCAAUCAAUCAAUCAAUGUUUAUUUAUAUAGCCCUAAAUCACAAGUGUCUCAAAGGGCUGCACAAGCCACAACGACAUCCUCGGUACAAAGCCCACAUACGGGCAAGGAAAAACUCACCCCAGUGGGACGUCGAUGUGAAUGACUAUGAGAAACCUUGGAGAGGACCGCAUA